Closterium sp. Naga37s-1 is the source of this 1251-nucleotide messenger RNA. The record is from the annotation of a GenBank genome assembly. NCBI's taxonomy places the organism in Eukaryota, Viridiplantae, Streptophyta, Zygnematophyceae, Desmidiales, Closteriaceae.
AUGGGAAAGGGUCGCAACAACAAAGCUGGCAAGAAGACGGUUGAUGGCGAUCAGGAUAGGGAGAUGGCUGACGUACCUGACAUACCUGCGAAGGACGCUGCGGACAAGGAGCGAAUGCCUUCCUCUUCAACGGCUGCUGCUGUGCUUGGUCCUUUCGAGGACUUGCUGGAUCUGCACGCCAAGGUUGACCAUGCUGAUGGAGCGGGAGGGGAAGGUGCUGAUGGAGAAGCCGGGAACGCCGGGAAGGACCACAAGGCUGCUGGUGAAGAGAACGCUGCAGACGACAAUGUACAUGAUGACGAAGAGGCUGCGUCGGACCAAGUUCCUGAUGAGGACGAGGAUGGCUACCUGAGUGAUGACUCGGAUGAACACUUGGAACGGGACUCGCUCAGCAGUAUUAUUGCCUUAAAACGAUUCUCACUAACCUUGCUGGUGCCGAUUCUCAGGAAGAUUGAGGUCAAGCGCGCUGCUGUGACGGUUGCAGCUUUGUUGGAUGACUGGAAAGAGCAGCUGACUCCAGAUGUGCUGCAGACGACGACGUACCAGGAGCUCACGGCGAUGUAUUUUUCUGGGACGCGUUAUGGUCGCCUUCAAGUCACAUUCAACCAAGUCAGGGACGCGAACUUUGUUUGGAGCCAGGUCAUCCCUCACGAGUGUGUGAACGGUGACAUUGUCGACUUCACCUGGCAGCACCCUGAAGAUGCGCGGUUUCUUCGUGAGCGUCUGCUGAAUCCUACGGCGAAGGAGGUCGUGGUCAAAGGUGUGCCGGCUGAGAUCACUGCUGAGAUUAUCCGUCAUCUGCUGGUGGUGGCGAAGCUGGUCAAGCGUGGUAAGAGCGCCUUCGCCAGCGGUUUCGGCUUCCACCGCACUGUUGACCCGGUCACUGGGUUGGAUACUGACCGUGUUCGUGGCCUGAUCGUUCCCCACGCCGCUGAUGAGUACCGCUGGAGGUACUUUGUGGAGGACCCGUCGACAGGGAGGCGUUACCUGCUACACUUCCCGUCACUCACUUGCGAGUUCUGCAGCGUUGUGCCUACCUCCACGGGGGGUGUGCGGGAGGAGUGGGUAUGCGUACAAACCGUGUGCGAGAAGGCGCAAGGAAAUCGUUUCGAACAGGCGGCGGCUCACGUUGCUUCUGCCAAGCACAAGGGGGGGCUGCGGAAGGAGGGUGCUGCAACGCGCGUCAGCAUGCAGUCUCAGAAAAUGGCUGCUUUCAAGAAGGAGUUCAUCGUCAAGCCGGCAAAGCAGUGA